AUGGGUUCUGCCCGAUGGGUUGUCAACGCCGCCGCCGCCGCCGCCUCUCUUCGGGUUGCUGCAAAGUGGAAGACGCACGCAGCACGCCCGCCCCCUCCAGCAGCCAAUGCAGCCGUGUAUGCCUUGCCUAACGUGCAGGCCGCGGCAGCGGCGAGCGGCGGCAAGCUGUUUGGCGUGUGCGUGCUGGAGCGGCUGCCCGUCAUCAUCCCCGACCCGCCAGAGUGGGAGCAGGAGCACCGCGAAUGGCAGCAGGCCAUCACAGAAAAGUAUUUUAAGGUGCUGCCCAAGGAUUUUGUGGAGCUUAAAGACAGCGAGAGGCAGGCGGAUGAUGCAGGGGCCAGGUACGAGCCAGCGCCUCGCAUCACCGCGGCCGACAAGGCCAACGAUAGGCGCUCGUUGCAGCGGCGGCUAGACCAGCGGCUGUUCAUGCUGGUGCGGCCAAAGGGCGGCAGCGGCGGCGGCGCAUGGUCGCUCAUGCAGCGAGAGAACCAGGAGGGCGAGACGAUGCGGCAGACGGCGGAGCGGGCGUUGGCAGAGUGCGUGGACGAGUCGGUGGUGCAGCCCUAUUUUGUGGGCAACGCGCCGGCGGGGCACGUGGCGCUGGGCGAGGCCGGAACGCUUUUCUUCCACAGGUGCCAGCUCAUACAGGGCGUACCGGUGCUCAGGGGCGGCAGCGGGUACAGCGAGCACCUGUGGGUGGCCAAGGACGAGCUGCCAGAGUACAUCCAGCAGCCGGAGCUGCUGCAGCUGCUGCAGAAGAUGCUGUGA
This is a messenger RNA of Chlorella variabilis, 768 nucleotides long. RefSeq lists its product as hypothetical. The transcript has 5 exons. Gene Ontology annotation, cellular component: mitochondrial large ribosomal subunit. Bases 1 to 768 code for a protein of 255 amino acids. Gene Ontology annotation, molecular function: structural constituent of ribosome. Lineage: Eukaryota; Viridiplantae; Chlorophyta; Trebouxiophyceae; Chlorellales; Chlorellaceae. The record is from RefSeq and is a predicted model, not a curated record.